AUGUUAGAGAUUACUGUGUGUCUUGGACCGGGUCAGCUGAAUGAAACGAUGGUACCAUCCGUUGACACCACUCACACCACAACUGAAGCAGAUCCAGGAUACGAUGAGGCUCCUAAAUGUAAGGACACAAUUGGACACAAUUCGUCGCGCGUGGGAACGUCACCAGCGAUGGAUUCUCUCCCUCUCUUCAUGUGUCGUGAUCACUCACGUUAUUUAAGUGCCAUCAGUUUGUUGCACCGUCCUCCGUCCUCCUCCGCCCUCGCGAUACUAAUCACGCGGGUGACGGCUCAUCUCAUAAUUUUAUCAAAGUGUUCGAAUGUUUCAGGUGUUCAAAGAGUUCUCUCACUACAUGAGAUGUUAUUAGGUGAAGCAGCGUCGAUGAACCGUGCCAGCUCUCUACAGAUCCUGUCAGAGUGUCUCCAGAGCCUCUAUGUAACCCCAGCCGCCGGGUCCCGGCCAGCGUCUCCAUCGGUCCGCCUCGCUCGCCUCGCUCGACUGGCUGGACUCAUGUUUCGUGAGCGGGCCGGAGCCGAGCCGGUCACGACGCUGGCGUGUCUGAUUACAUCUGGCUCCACGGCAGCUGAGGACCCAUUUUCUUAG
Molecule: messenger RNA, 600 nt
Organism: Danaus chrysippus (African queen)
Lineage: Eukaryota; Metazoa; Arthropoda; Insecta; Lepidoptera; Nymphalidae
Source: the annotation of a GenBank genome assembly